AAAAUCCAUUCUUUGGCACUACUAGACUUACCCAUCUUCAUCGAUGAACAAUAUGAUGGAAGAUGAAUUUCUUGAAUCAGAUAUCAUUUUCCCCGAAUGCCCACCACCAAGACUAAACCAGGAAAUGAUCAGCUACUCUUGGAACAACAACAACAAAUCCAAGAGGAAGAUGAUGAUGAUGAUGAUGGACAAGGACGACGAGGUCGUCGACGACUGUCCUGUACCGGUGAAAAUCCAAGGCAAGUCAUCUUUUCCGGUAACAAUCCCGGCAGCGCCGAACAAGCUGGGUCCAGCCCCUUUAGUAGAACCGCCGGAGACAGUCUUGAAAGAUGUGGAGGGGGAGGUGGUGGUGGUGCCUCCGCACUUGAUAAUCAGGAGACGUUUAGUUAGUGCCAGAAAGAUGGCGUUUUCUGUUUGUACGGGCAAUGGGAGGACCCUCAAGGGAAGAGAUUUGAGUCAAGUUAGGAAUAUGAUCCUUAGAAUGACAGGUUUCCUAGAAACGUAAACCCCCCCUCCCUCCCUCCCUCGCCAAUUCUAAUUAUUUCUCCAAUAUAUUUAUUUAAU
Messenger RNA from Impatiens glandulifera, 564 nucleotides. RefSeq lists its product as uncharacterized. Lineage: Eukaryota; Viridiplantae; Streptophyta; Magnoliopsida; Ericales; Balsaminaceae. The transcript has a single exon. The coding region runs from base 44 to 505 and encodes 153 amino acids. The record is from RefSeq and is a predicted model, not a curated record.